GUGAUAUGUCAAUCAAAUCAAACAGCCGAAUUAGCCUUCUUUCUUUCUAUUUUAUUUCACUCGCGUAAACAGGUGAGAAAGGUGGAAAUUGUUUCAUAUAAAUAUUUAAUCAAUAAAAGAUUUGCUACAGAGAUCUACAACCAAGGUCCUCGUUCAAUAUGGGGUUUAUAUUCGGAUUAAUAAGAAAAAUAUUAAAAAUAUUUAUUUUUUUCGCUAUAUUCGCAAGCUUAAUUGUAUUAAUUCCGAAUUUACCACCCUAUACUACAUUUACGAAAAUAGAUCUUGAACCGCUGCAACCUUUUGUAGGGGCAUUGGCCCCCAAUGAAAUUUUGAACAAUCCUGAGAAGCUGUACUUAGACAAGGUGCUGGGCCCCGAGGCGUUCCAGAUUUAUAAAGGGGAAGUUUACACCAGCGUUGCGACUGGAGAAAUUGUUAAACUCUCUCCCGGAGGCCAUGUCACAUUUGUUACCAAAAUCGGACAACCUUGCACUGGUAUUAAGGAGGAGCACAUUUGCGGCCGCAUUCUAGGCUUUGUGAUAGAUGAAAAGAAAAACCAGAUGUAUGUGGCUGAUGCUUAUCUUGGUAUUUGGAAGGUGGAUUUGAACACAGACAAAAAGGAGUUGCUGGUCUCUCCUCGCACUGCCAUCAAGGGACAAUAUCCUAAGCUGUUCAACUCUGUAGCACUUGAUGGCAAUGGUAACCUAUACUGGACACAUUCUACCACUGACUUUGAUCUGAAGGAUGGAGCAUAUUCAAUGCUGACCGACCCCACUGGGAGAUUACUCCAAUACAAUGCUGCUACAAAUCAUAGCACAGUACUUGUAGACAACAUAUGGUUUGCAAACGGAUUGGCAGUUUCCCCAGACAACCAAUUUGUAGUUGUGGCCUCUACGUGCAGCUUCAAGCUUCAGAAAUAUUACAUCAAUGGGCCCAAGAAAGGAAAGACAGAAGACUUCGUUGUUGGCCUACCAGGCACGCCGGACAACGUGCGCGCGCUGCCGGACGGGUCGGGCGUGCUGGUGGGGCUGUACGCGGUGCACGCGCCGCACGACCCGCUGCUGACGCGCGCGCUCGCGCCCGUGCCCGCCGCGCGCAAGCUGCUGGCGCGCGCGCAGCGCCUCGUCGAGCUCGCCGCAGAAUCGCUUCACAACCUCUACCCGCAUGUGCUGUUCGAGGACAUCAUCUACAAUAUUGGACACUUCAAGACGACGAACGCGUUCCUGCCGAAGACCUCUGGUUUGUUACAAAUUGACUGGGAUGGCAACAUCGUCGCCUCGUACUACCACACCCAGGGACAGAUACAUGUGAGCGAUGCGGUAGUGUUCGGGGACCGAUUGUACCUCGGCCAGCCGCAUUCACAAAACUAUGUGGGUUCCGUCCCCGCGCCGCCCCAGCUGAAAAAGGCCUUCGCGGCGAAUGUUCAGCAGAAGGCUCAGGAGAAAAAAGAAGUGCCGAAAGCCGAACCGCCUAAAGCCGCGCCGAAACCCAAACAGGUCGACCCUGUUAAAAUUGCGACGCCGAAACCGGCCGAAGCUAAACCUCAGGUGGUGACGCCCAAGCCGACGCCGCCGCCUCCUAAGCCGACUGCGGCUCCAGUCAAGGUUGAAAAGAAAGAAACACCUGCCCAGCCAAAAGUAGAAGUUAAUAAAGAGGCUCCGAAACCGACAACGGCUGCACCGCCUCGCACCACACCUAAACCUGCCACUAAGACCGAGACCGUUCCAACUACGACACCGAAACCGGUGGAGAAGACGACGAAAGCGCCUCCACCUUCGGCUGCUCCGGCCAAACCCGCGCAAGAAGCUAAACCGAAACCGAAUGUUGCGCAAAAAACUGAAACAAAACCUCCAUCCAAACCUGCCCCGGGAAAGACCGCGACUGAACCGCCCGCGGCGAAACCGGUGGAGAAGAAUCAAGCUAAACCCGACAGCCCUAAAGCAAAGGUUGAAACUAAAACAAAGCCGACUCCGAUUAUAGAAGAAAUUCCCUCGGACACAAUUAAACCAAAUAAAGAAACAUUGAAAGUAAUUAAGAAAGAGGGACCAACAGAAAUCCCAAAUCCAAAUUUGUAAAUACCUACCUAAAUAAAUUCAUUUGACACAUACUAUGUGUAAGUAAAAAAAAAUGCAAAAAGGUAAGCCAACAACAAAUCAGAUCAAUUUUAAAGUCGAGUUUAAAUUAUAUUAAAUUAUUUAUUAACUAUUGAGAGUGAAAAUAUUCAUAUUUUAAGCAAAAUUGGUUAUAUUUUUGUAGGACAUUGUAAACAUAUUAGACGAGUGAGCGAAUUCAUUUCAGUGUUGUAAUUGUACAUAAAGUAAGACCGAUAUUUUAGAAACUAUCUCAGAUUGAUGGAAGUUAAAUCUCAUGUCUGCAUUUACAACAGACAAUCACGGAAAUGAUAAGUCAAAUGUUUGAAGAUCGCGAUGCUUUUGUUAUAAUUUCGCUAUUUUGAUCUCUUCAGUAACAACUUUAUUUUAAUUUUGAACUUUAAAUUUUCAUGGGAAUAACUAAAAUCGCAUAAAUUAGAUUUUAAGUUCGUGGGUUUGGUAUUGGUGGGCUAAUGCAUUUAUAGGUACCUAUUAUGUUUAAUAUUUGUAUUGUAUUUAUCAUAUUCGGAAUGGCUGAUACUAUGUAAAUCUCCAAUGUCAAUUCUUUAUUCCUUAUCUCUCACAUUCCAUUAGCAUUCCACGCUAGGACCAAUGGGCGUAGUCUUUAACUUAAAUUAGUUUAUUAACAUUUUCCUUUGCUAUACCUUUGAAAUGUCUUUUUUGGACCUAAAUCUAAGUACCUAUUAAAAUUUUAACGAAAAGAUAACUGAAUUAUUUAGUACCUUUAUAAGUUACCGUUGUUAUCAGUCUCAUUAUAGUGCAAUAAAUUCUCAACUUAUCAAAGAACCUAGUUCGAUAAACAGUAUAGUACUGUCAAGAUACUCGAUCCAUGACUAACCACUACAAUUAUUUUUUUUAUUAUA
Molecule: messenger RNA, 2971 nt
Organism: Ostrinia furnacalis (Asian corn borer)
Lineage: Eukaryota; Metazoa; Arthropoda; Insecta; Lepidoptera; Crambidae
Product: adipocyte plasma membrane-associated protein
Exons: 7
Coding region: 159-2072 (637 amino acids)
Cellular component (GO): endomembrane system
Molecular function (GO): hydrolase activity
Source: RefSeq, a predicted model, not a curated record